This is a messenger RNA of Amaranthus tricolor (Joseph's coat), 441 nucleotides long. RefSeq lists its product as uncharacterized. The transcript is spliced from 3 exons. Bases 1 to 441 code for a protein of 146 amino acids. NCBI's taxonomy places the organism in Eukaryota, Viridiplantae, Streptophyta, Magnoliopsida, Caryophyllales, Amaranthaceae. The record is from RefSeq and is a predicted model, not a curated record.
AUGAUUUGGGAAGAAAGACGUUGCUUUUUUGAUGUUUUUCUUAGUACAGUGGGAAUGAAGUGUUUGAAAGGAAGGGGAGAAGGUCUCAGUAAAUCACCGUUAUUUGUGACGUUAACAAAUUACUCUUAUGUGGUAGGAUUUGAUAGGCCAAUAGAUGAGCCAGAGGUGACUAUACGUGGAGAAGUUGUUGCAUAUAAGACUAAGUUCAGGUAUUUAGGAUUGGUGAUUCAGAGUAAUAGGGAGAUUGACGGAGAUGUUACUAAUCGUAUACAAGCAGGUUGGAUUAAGUGGCGAGCAACUACUGGAGUGCUAUGUGAUAGGAAGUUUUCGAGUAGAGUAAAAGGUAAAUUUUACCGAGUUGCUAUUAGGCCUGCUAUGUUGUAUGGGACGGAAUAUUGGCCAGUAAAGAAGAUGUUUGAACAUAAGAUGGAAGUUACAUAA